AUGCGGUGUCCUUCUCGCCAGCCGAAUUCAUGGGGACCUCCUUCCGAGUCCGACGCCAUCUCAAUUGACGACUUGUCCCCCCUCAUUCGUCUCAACAGCCUGAGAUGUAUCGAUAUCGCGCAUGUGUACCCAAUCAAAGUCACGGAUGCAGAGCUUGUAGCAUUUGCUGGUGCUCUCCCUCAGCUUGAAGCGCUGAUACUCAACGAGUGCCCGUCCAUCCGCGAUGUCGCGCCCACAUUGACCAUCGACUGCUUACCCGCCCUUGCGCAAGUACUCCCCCGUUUGGAGAUCCUAGGCUUAUUCUUUGAUGCGUCGAAUGAAGCCGCUUACAAGCCCGCCAGCCACACCUUCCAACGUCUCAAGCUCGCGCGCCUCAAUCGCUCGCCAGUUAACCACGGGCAGUGCCGCGACAUCGCCUUAUACCUAUCUACCGUCCUCACGGACGGCACGGAGCUUGACAUGACAAUCAAGCACAUACGCUUUGACGUUCUUACGAUGCCUUGUCCUUCAUGUAGGCAUUGGAAAGAGAUAGAUCGGUAUUUCAGCGUGAUCAUGGAGUCGAGGAGAUGGACAAGGGAAGCUCGGGCGAUGCUUUCAUUACAUAGCUUGACGAUGUAA
Molecule: messenger RNA, 618 nt
Organism: Peniophora sp. CBMAI 1063
Lineage: Eukaryota; Fungi; Basidiomycota; Agaricomycetes; Russulales; Peniophoraceae
Source: the annotation of a GenBank genome assembly